AUGGAUCUGGCGCUUCUAGAGGUCCAUCCUCCUUCUUAUGGAGCGCUUCCCACGACGGAAAAGUCGUUAAGGCUGGAAUCUGGCUUUAUCGCUAGAUCUCUGGGUCCUUUGAUUGUCACGUUUGUGCUUCAGUUCUUGCUAGAAACAACCACCAUUUUCGUUUCUGGAAGGUUGGGACCGGACGAGUUGGCUAUAGUGUCGCUUGCGUUGUGUUCGCUUAAUAUCACGGCGUUGGCGUUUUACCAGGGCAUGAGUACUUCGUUGGAUACGUUCUGCUCACAGGCGUUUGGAGCAGGCAAACCACUAAUGGUGGGUGUAUACUUCCAGAGAUGCUCGUUGAUGAUGCUUUUGGUGACGGUGUUUCCGUUGAUGCCUGUUUUCUGGUACUCAGGUCUGAUUUUGAAGUUGCUUGUGCCGUCAGAAACUCUUGCAAUGGAGUGUCAGACGUUCUUGAGGAUCAUGAUGUUCGGUACGCCUGGUCUUUUGUUCUUUGAAACGGGGAAACGGUUCUUCCAGGCUCAGCACUUGUUUAAUGCGGGCACUUACGCUUUGGCUGUGGCUGUUCCUAUCCAUUUCGUGCUCAACUGGUUCCUUGUGUUGCACCCAAAUACUGGUUUAGGGCUUAUGGGAGCUCCUAUUGCAUUGUCAUUAUCGUUCUGGAUAUCCUCUCUCGCUAUGCUUGUUUAUGCUUUCUUUUCCAACGGCAAGCAGUGUUGGGGCGGUUUUGAUAUCCAGAAAGCUUCCACCAACUGGGGCCCUAUGCUUAAAUUGGCCUUGCCUGGUGUGGUUAUGGUCGAGGCAGAGUACUUGGCGUUUGAGGUGAUGACUAUCUUGGCAGCGUCUUUUGGUACUACAUCUUUGGCAGCACAAUCUAUAGGCUCCAAUGUGGGUGCUAUGGUGUUCCAGAUCCCCUUUGCGGUGUCGGUGGCUGUUACCACUCGUAUAGGGCACUUUAUUGGGAUCCCAGAUACCAAGGCUGCUGUUUACAUUACAAGGAUCUCCUUGGGUCUAGCAGCUUGUAUGGGAUUGUUCAACUUUAUUGUGCUUUUCAUGGGCAGAACAGCUCUCUCCAGGCUAUACUCAGACGAUGCAAAUGUCAUUACUGCCGCUAGCAAAGUCUUGAUGUUGGCAGCCACCAACCAGUUCUGCGAUUGCAUUAAUAUUGUAUCUGCUGGAAUCCUUAGAGCUCAAGGAAGACAAAAAGUCGGCUCUUACCUUAAUCUUGUAUCAUACUACAUAAUAGCCCUUCCUUUGGGUUAUGUUCUUGCAUUUGUUUUUGACUUAGAGGUCUACGGUCUCUGGAUGGGUCUUAUAUGUGGUGUUUUCGUACUUGCUUGUGGCGAAAUCUGGUGUAUACUUCGGAGCAACUGGGACCAGAUUGUUGUGACUUGCAAUAGCAACCACGACUCGUAG
Molecule: messenger RNA, 1413 nt
Organism: Candidozyma haemuli
Lineage: Eukaryota; Fungi; Ascomycota; Pichiomycetes; Serinales; Metschnikowiaceae
Exons: 1
Coding region: 1-1413 (470 amino acids)
Biological process (GO): xenobiotic detoxification by transmembrane export across the plasma membrane
Cellular component (GO): membrane
Molecular function (GO): antiporter activity; xenobiotic transmembrane transporter activity
Source: RefSeq, a predicted model, not a curated record